AUGACUCAUUCUGACACGUAAGUGGUGCCUCACUCACAGUAUGCUGUUCAUUUAAGAGAUGAAACCUACAUUGUGGUAUAUAUUGAUUAUGGGAACACUUUGCCUACCCGGUGCGCAGGGCUUCUGAGUCAAGUGAAUCUACCGCCAACAGCGCAACACAAAUACAAGUAAAAAAGGAGCGCAAGCCUUUAUCGUUGGCUUUUCUACAGAAAUGUUUGGUGAUCGACUAGAAAUGCCUUGAUCGGCCGGUUGGUGACCACUGUUGUAGGGCUUCCCUCAUGCCCCUUUUCAUGACGGUGCUAGCAGCCACAUGAGUGAGUGAGCGCUAGCUAGCUACUGACCGGAACAUUAAGGUAGACAAGACCAACAAUACAAACAAACGGACAAUAAAGACCUCUUCCUGAACCUGUGUCCAAUGGAGGAGCAGAAGAGGAGCUGGAUGGUAAGGUAGCAGUCGAGGUAAAGCCUAAGGUGUCCGUCAGUUUGUCUACAUCCAGCACCUCCUCCACUGCCUCUCUACCGACAUCCGCUGCCAGCACCCCUCCACCAGAGGUACAGGUGGCUCCGGCUAAGGAACCUAAUGCAAGCCUAGCCCUCAGCAUGUCUCUAGCCCAGGCCAAGGAGAGAGCUCACCAGAAACGCUCAUCCAAGAAGGCUCCUGCCAUGGACUGGAGCAAGAAGAACAAACUCUUCAGUAACCUAUAA
Molecule: messenger RNA, 705 nt
Organism: Coregonus sp. 'balchen'
Lineage: Eukaryota; Metazoa; Chordata; Actinopteri; Salmoniformes; Salmonidae
Source: the annotation of a GenBank genome assembly